AUCCUUCUUGGUCUGGUCUCGAUGGGAGAUGUCCAGGAAUUUUGGGAGGAGAUCCAACAGAUCUGGCGGUCUCUGGAACCAGCUCCAUAUCCCCCCAGCUCCUUUGGCAGUGCAAGCUUUGUGAGUGUGCUGAGCUCUGAAGCAUGCAGGCAGGAUCGUUUUGCCCAGAACAGUUGUGGACGCCCCAUCCCCGCAUCCCCGGAGGCAUUCAAAGCCAGGCUGGAUUGUGGCUCUGGGCAGCCUGGUCUGGUGGCUGGUGAUCCUUCCUAUGGCAGGAGGGUUGAAACUAGAUGAUCUUUGAGGUCCUUUUCAACCCAGGCCAUGACUAUUGAAUCUCUUUAGAAGCAUAUUUCCCCCCAGAUCCCUCCCCAGACCUGUUCUGAGUGUGACAGCCACCCCUCAAGGGCAUCUUCACCUCUACUUCCGACUUCCCUGAAUACGAGGCUUUUUCCACCUACCUAUCAGAGAUAGCUGCUUCUGAACAAUGAAUUAGCUCAUCAUUGCACAAGGGUAAUUAGUUUGUAAUUUAAAGUUACCACAAUACACCUAGAUCUGUGGACACAGUGGUUUGGCUGAAAUGCUCCGCCAACAUGGAGAGGUGCAGAAGAUGCUUAGUGGGCAUAGUGUGAUGGGCUGCUGGUUGGACUCAGUGAUCUUUUAGGUCUUUAUGAUUCUGUGCUGCUGCUGCUGCUUGCCUGAGAUGCUCCAGUGAGCAGGAAUUGCCACCCCACAUCCCACUGGGCUCUUUGGAAUACCCAGCUUAGUCAGAACCCUCUUGGGACGAAGAUUGCUGGUAAAUCGUAUGUCCCCUUUGAUCAAAAUGUGCUCCUCCCAUGUUUUUACCCCUCAAAGGCUGGGUCUGAUCCUGUCUGCUGCUUCCCUCUCCCGGGGAGGUUUUCUGCCUCAGCUCCCCACUUUGACCCCACAGCUACCUGGAGCCCUGACCCCACUGGUGACAAUAAGGGUCCCUGUGGAUGGAGCAGGGCUGAGAGAUGCCCCCAGGAGACAGGGGCUCUUCUCCACUUGCCUCAGGCUUCGCGCACAUUCCCACACUUACUAAUUCUUUUUCCUUCCACAAAGAGACCAGAAAGCCCUAAAAUGUACCCCAAAACCCUUUUCCAGCUGUCCCUAUCCAUAAACAGGGGAAGCAGCGAGGCAGGACCUUCAGAUCACUUCUCACUACAGAGCCUUGCCUCUUUUUCUUUUUUUCCCCCUGCUCUCUACCCAAGGAGCUUUUGCCAAAAUGCGUUUUCCACAUGUUCCCUAUUAGUCAUGCUCUCUGUCUUACAAAUCUGUUACCAGCACCGCUAGCCGAUGCUAUUAAUUUACUUCCAGUCCGCUCAAGAGCUCGGCAGCAAAAUUCCAGGCACCGUUCCUAAAACCAGAGCCGGCGGUUUGUUUGGAUUUAAAAACCGAUGCCUCCUUCCUGCCCGGUAUAUAUAGCACCUUCUCCCAAAGCUUGGGGACACCCGGCGAGGAGAGGGGCUGGGGUGGGAGCUGGGCUGCCCCAGAGGCGGGGUCUGCAGAGCCUUAAAUCCUGCCCCAGGGCUCGGCGUCCCAGCGGAGCAUGGCGUGAGCACGGCGGGACUUUAUCUAGGGCAAGGCGCAGGAAUGCUGGUGGAGGAGGGCAAGCAGCACCAUGUCUCCGUUAUAACUGAGUAGCCCUUAUGACCAACAUGAGCUGGAGCUUUCUCACCCGCCUGCUAGAAGAGAUCCACAACCACUCCACCUUCGUGGGGAAGGUUUGGCUCACCGUGCUCAUCGUCUUCCGCAUCGUCCUGACGGCGGUCGGUGGAGAAUCCAUCUACUCUGAUGAGCAAAGCAAGUUCACUUGCAACACCAAGCAGCCCGGCUGUGACAACGUCUGUUACGAUGCCUUCGCCCCGCUGUCACACGUUCGGUUUUGGGUCUUCCAGAUCAUCAUGAUAUCCACACCUUCAGUCAUGUACCUGGGCUACGCCAUCCACCGGAUCGCCCGGUCAGCGGAGGAGGAGAAGAAGUUCAAGGGCUUCAAGAAGAAGAAGCAGUUUGCUUUGAACUGGCAGGCGGUGCGCAACAUGGAGGACGCGAUGGAGGCGGAUGAAGAGGAGCCCAUGAUCUCCGACGACGCAGCAGAAAAUGAGAAAGCCAAAGCCAAGCCCAAGAGCAAAGAGCAGCAAAAGCACGAUGGGAGGAGGCGAAUCCAGCAGGAAGGACUGAUGAAAAUCUACGUCUUCCAGCUGCUUACCAGAGCUUCGUUUGAAGUUUGUUUUUUGAUAGGGCAGUAUUUGCUCUACGGUUUUGAGGUAGAAGCUUAUUUUGUCUGCAACAGACUGCCUUGUCCUCACACGGUGGACUGCUUUGUGUCCCGGCCAACUGAGAAGACAAUCUUUUUGCUGGUGAUGUACGUGGUGAGCUGUCUGUGCUUGCUGCUGAACAUGUGUGAGAUGUUCCAUCUGGGCUUCGGGACCAUCCGAGAUGCCAUCCGCAACCGGAAAAUCAACAGCUUCAGGCAGCCCCCCUACAACUACGCCUACCCCAAGAACAUCUCCUGCCCCCCCGAGUACAACCUGGUGGUGAAAUCGGAGAAGUCCACCAAGAUCCCCAACAGCCUGAUGGCUCACGAGCAGAACCUGGCUAACGUUGCGCAGGAGCAGCAGUGCACCAGCCCGGAUGAGAACAUCCCAGUGGACUUGUCCACCCUCCACAAACACCUGCGAGUGGCCCAGGAGCAGCUGGACAUAGCGUUUCAGAGCUAUGGCAGCAGCCAGGGCAACGCGCAGCCCUCCCGGACCAGCAGCCCUGCCUCGGGUGGCACGGUGGUAGAGCAAAAUAGGGCCAACACGGCCCAGGAGAAGCAAAGCGCUAAGCCCAAGGCGUCCUUGGAGAAAGGCAGCUCCAGCAGUAAGGAUGGAAAGACGUCUGUGUGGAUAUAGCCUGUCUGCCAGCAGAGAGGGCAGCGUUAAGUGGGGUUUUAUUUGGGGUUCUGUUUUUCAGUAUGUCUCGAGUUUAUUUCACAGGGCACAGAUGCAUUUUUUCUGUGGAAGUCAAGAGAGAAAAGGAAUUUCAGACCAAUUUAGUACUGUCUUCCGGUGCAUUAACAAAAGACAUUUCCUUCCUCUUUCCAACACGUCCUCCAGCCGGGAACCUCCAGUGAGCGACAGCGACCGCUGCAUCCCGCCGAGGCUGGACAGCCUGCUGUGAUGGAAGCAGGGAGCAGCUCCCACACACAGUGCUGCAGUCAGACGGCCUUUAAUUACUAAAUAUCCUUAAUCAAAAUUAAUUUCCGAUCCCUUGAUUAGAAAGGAAAGUGACUGAUACGUCGAUGAACUUUCACGGCACGCUCCCAGCUAACGUCUCACCGGAAUUUUUCAGUGCACAGCAGGCAGCACUGGAAGCGAAGGCAGCAGAGGUGCAUGCAUAGCACAGCACUGAUGGAUUUCAUCUUUCAUUGUGUGCUGAAACAAAAAGCAAACACGGCCAAACACUCCGCAGUGUGAGUUGGCAGUGACACUGCUGCUCGUACUGGUGCCUGCGUAGCGCUUGCUACAGAUGGAAUCACUGCAGUUACAGUGUUUUUAACAAACUGCUGCUUCACAUCAUCAGAAAGUGCCUUUUUGCAACCAGGAAAACAAAGUCAUAAAGGGUGUCGACUUCUUCACGUGCUAAAUUUGAGUAAAGAUGGGAAGAUCAGUGUUGGCAGGUUUGUUUUUCUGUUUAAUCGAACUGUUAUACAUAGUGGCAGACAGCAGACCUAUGCAUAGCGCGUAUACGAUGCGUGUGUGUGCACAUGUCAGCAUAUAUAUGGACACAUGAACAUGUGUGUGUGCAUAUAGAUACAUAGAGAUAUAUAUAUAAAUGUGAUAUCAACCCUCUGGUAAUUUUACAGCCUUCCACUUUCCCUGGGAAAUCUUGUUGGAUCCAGAAGGAGUGUCAGUGGGAAACGGGCAGGUUUCCAUACACUUGCUAGGCGGCUCAGCAGAAGACCUGGUGGACAGGACCCAGGGCAGCAGCAAGAAGUUUGCCUCUGUUUUAUGGAGAGAUUUUGUUGCCUUUGCUUGGUUUUAAGGCAGUCUCCUUGCAGUUGCAGGAGCUCCAAGGCUCCUGCUGGUGCUGGAUGUGCUUUGGUGGGUGAUUUCAUCCUGGAGCUGAGGCGUUCUUGAGAUGCCUGUGGUGAUUCACCACCAUGGAGGCAAAGUAGGCAGAGCCUUCCAGAUCACACUUUACAAGGAAGAAUUAAAUCCUUACAGAAUACAGCAUCAUUCCUGUGCUGAGCUGCUCCCUUACAGCCACGCCAGCAUACAAGCCCUCAUGUCACUAUUCCUUUCAUGUUACUUCUUGAUGGGCUCUUACUCAUGACCCUGAGAUCAGUCUCUGAAGCCUUGAGGGCAUCUGCUCUCCCCAGCCAGCACGAAAGCUGUGCAAUGCCCCUGGAGAACAGUGCUGGUAGCAAACAGUAGGUUUUAAAAGGUGCAAAGAAAUGUUCUCUGAGGUAUCCAACUGCAAACAUUCGGUAUGGCUUUGAGUAACAGUCUGGAGACAGCUCCAGGCUUGUUCCCGAUCCUGCAGGAGGCACUGCCUGGAGCGCUGCCUGCUCUUGCUGCUGGAGUUGUUCUCUUUGGAUACAGGCAGCUGCAUCCCACAGGAGGCUCAGUGCAUCGUGCAGCAGCACUGGUCUGCAGCAGCACACACACAUCGCGUGCAGGGAUGUUUUGUAAUGUGAAUUUUCCAUCAGAGGCUCAGAACUAUGAGGUUCUGAGCACGGUUCAUCAGAGGUUCACAGCACAGUGGUAGGACAAACAUAUCUGCCCACGCUGAUCCUUGGCCUACAUAUGGGCACCCACCCACUCGGGCAACGCAGGGAGACUGGGUGCUGCUGGCAGUGCUAUCAUGAAGGUACAGACAGCCCAGGGCUUAUUCCCCUGAAGAUUUGGGGUGUUUGAAGACUGUCUUAUCUCUGUUAGCUCUGCUGUAAGCCAAGCAACCCUACUUUCACCAGCCUGUCAUUUCCGUGCCAUGGAUCCAGCACGCCAAGAGGGAUGAUCAGGCAGUCCUGCAGCAGAUUUGCAGCCUCCUCCAGGCUGGUGUCACCAGCACAUUUAAUACGCACACGCUGUUUUCCAUAGUGGGAGUCAAUAAUUGCAGUAUUGAUGAGCACUGGAGCUGGGGCAGACACUUGGGUGUUCGAUACCAGCUCCUCAUCAGGCAGGGUAACUGCUCACUCUGCCGUCCUCCCAGCCAGCCCUGCUCAUCUGUAGGGCUUGAAAACUUCCUUGUAUAAAAUGCUUUGCAAAUGAGGGCUGAUCUCACUUUCCCAUUUUUUUUUUUCUUCUUUUUCCAAGCUUUUUGACAGGGAUUGAAGCAAAAGGGCACGCUGCUGGCAGGACUGCUUAAUGCCAGGAUCUUGUGGUGGGCUGCCAAGCUCCCAUACGCUCCUCCAUACCAAGAAGGAGCCGCCCCUGUUCCUCCAGCCACCAGCAUGAGUCAGAUAGCCCUAUAAAUAUGGAGGCUUAUUAUUAUAAUUAGAUAUACCGAAUUGCUCACUUCCCCCUUUCCUCCACUGCUUGCCCUCUGGAGCUCUUAGGAUGUUGUGUGCUCCACUGAGUCACCUCCACCACCAAGGCACCGACGUCUCCGCAGCAGUGACCCCUUCCAGAGCAGGAAGGGAAAUCCCGUCUUUACUGUGUCUGUUAGGGCAGGAAAAGGAUAGGAAGGCAAAAUAUGUGUAACCACAAGCAAAAGCCCCGCCACAAACCAAACCGGCGGCUUGAGGAAUUUCAAGCAGACGACGGGCAGCAUCGGCCAUGGAAGAAAUGCCAGUAUUACAACUAAUGCUUUGCUUUCUUUUCUGCAGGUUACUCAUUUAGUUCACGCUCCAGACGGGUUUAGCUCUGUAGCUGAACUAAUCAUAAAUGUUGAUUCCCUCACUAAGCUUUGCUGGAUAAAGUGCCCGCCCUUGCGUUUCUGUUCUUACCAUUCAGGGCCAGGAAUGUCCCACGUAAAAGCCAGAUUACCUUGUUGCUUGCAUUGCAUUCCACUGGAAAAUACUUGAACUUAACUCAAGGCCAUAACCAGUCUGUGCUGUUAUGAAGUUUCUGGGAUAUUUUUUUUUUGUUCAUUUUUUAUGUACUAACUGUAUUUGUACUAGAAAAUUUUUGAGUAUGAGGUUGAAUCUCUCUAAGUAUUUCUCAGUGUAAAUGUUCCAUCUGGACUGUAGUUAGGUUAAGCAUUGGUCAAAAGAGAAUGAAACAUUAGCCCGACUCUUCAACCGGCUAUUCCACGUCCAUUACUAAUAAAACAGAAUAAAACUUACAUUUUGUUA
Messenger RNA from Lagopus leucura (white-tailed ptarmigan), 6301 nucleotides. RefSeq names its product gap junction protein gamma 2 (gene GJC2). The transcript has 2 exons. Gene Ontology annotation, cellular component: connexin complex. NCBI's taxonomy places the organism in Eukaryota, Metazoa, Chordata, Aves, Galliformes, Phasianidae. The record is from RefSeq and is a predicted model, not a curated record. The coding region runs from base 1668 to 2915 and encodes 415 amino acids. Gene Ontology annotation, biological process: cell communication.